CAAGACGCUCCUUUACCGCCCACUCAUGGUGCGUUCAGGAACACUUGGAAAAUCGACCUCAGACUCGUUAAAGUGAAUUGAGCGGACAGAAAACUGCGGGGGCAGCGAGGACAGAUGCGGCAGCUGCGGGGGGUCGUGUCCCCCGUGUCCGCUGAGCCCAUGUGUCCGCGGAUCAUGAACUCCAGAGCAGGAAGUAAACGAUGGCAGACUAGAACUACAGUUUUAUAACUGUAGGUUAUCAGGAAGUUGGGGUUACGGGUCACAGUAAUAAAUCUGUUCCGUAUAAACAGUUAAAAAGUCUCCGGCUGACAUGGACGUUGAGACAUAUCUGACCCGUAUCGGGUUUUCGGGCCCCUCUGUGCCCAGCCUUGACGUGCCCAGCCUUGACGUGCUCCAGUCGAUCCACCUCCUCCACCAGCUGUCGGUCCCGUUUGAGAACCUGACGGUUCACAGCGGGGGUCGGGUCCACGUGGACCUCCCUCUGUGGUACCAAAGGAUUGUGCAGCAGCACAGAGGAGGUCUGUGCUAUGAGAACAACGGGCUGUUCUCCUGGCUGCUGGACCAGCUGGGCUACAGGGUGACCCUGCUCUCGGCUCAGAUCAAGAGUGGGGCUGGUUUCUAUGGGCCCCCCUUUGAACACCUGAUCCCCAUGGUGACCCUGGGUGGGCAGCGCUGGCUCUGUGAUGUGGGCUCAGGUCGUGCUAGCUUUACAUCCCCCCUUUCAUUGGAGACCAGCACCGCUCAAGAGCAGGGCCACAGGGUGUACCGGAUCAGACAGGACGGGGACUUGUACUUCCUGGAGUGGCAGCAGGAGGAGAACAGAGGACCUGAUGGAGACUGGGCAGAGAUGUACAAGUUCACUCUGGAUCCUCGGAGUCUGGAGGACUUUGCAGAGAUGUGUGAGUACCACCAGAGCUCCCCCUGCUCUGUGAUCUUCUGUAAGUCCUUUUGCACGGUCUUAAAGCCCGGAGGGAGACUCACCUUCGUUGGCCACAGACUGACCAGCGCCACCUACCCAUCAGAGGGGAAAGAACUGGAGACCAGGACCAGGGAGCUCUCAGAUGAGGAGAUCCCCGGGGUCUUAGUGAAGCAGUUUGGGAUAGUGUUAACGUCUCCGCUCAUACCAAAGGACGAGACUGUCACCCCUCCACCAGACCUGUACUAACUACGAGACCAUAACCCCCCCCACAAGACCCCUACUGACCCUGAGACCGUCGCCCCUCACAAGACCUCUACUGACCCUGAGACUGUCACCCCUCCACCAGACCUCUACUGACCACGAGACCAUCACCCCUCCACCAGACCUGUACUGACCCUGAGACUGUCACCCCUCCACCAGUCAUCUACUGACCACGCUGUAGACCUCAUACCUGCAGGUAUGGGUAUUGAACACCUGCUCACUGACAGGACUGCAGGUCUCUGAGUCCUGCAUGCAGCAGAUGUUAGAAAGGUCUGGUUCUGGAUGUGGCUCUGAGAUCAGGAUGCUGUAUUGAAUGUAAUCUGCAGGUUAUUAAGGACUCAGGACCCAGGACGGUACCUCUCUCAGCCCUGCUGCUCUGCUAACAUGCAUUCAGACAGACAGGGGCAGAUCCAGGGGUGGCCAUGGCCCCCUGUUGGCCCCCCUGGAUCCUUGUCUGUUAUUGGCUGUAUGCUCUGUCUGGUGUUAGGAUCACACUGAGCUGUGAUGUGUCAACAGGCUGUGUUUGAUCUCUGUGACUCUGAUCAGUGUAUUGAUUUAUAAUAACUCCACUCUGAGUCUCUAGAUGUGAAACCUUCUCUUGAGUACUUAAAGAGUUAAACUGAGAGGAUCAGAAUGAAACUAUCACUACGAUAACUUCAGGAACUCGUUCACUGUUGUUAUACUAACUAUAUUAUAAUAACUCUGUUUUAUCAGCUUCUCAUGAAUCAUUUACAGAAACAGAUAUUUUUACAGUUUAAGUAAUAAACAUUUUAUUUGAAAAA
Messenger RNA from Notolabrus celidotus (New Zealand spotty), 1962 nucleotides. RefSeq names its product arylamine N-acetyltransferase 2-like. Gene Ontology annotation, molecular function: acetyltransferase activity. The transcript has a single exon. NCBI's taxonomy places the organism in Eukaryota, Metazoa, Chordata, Actinopteri, Labriformes, Labridae. The record is from RefSeq and is a predicted model, not a curated record. The coding region runs from base 311 to 1165 and encodes 284 amino acids.